Rhodamnia argentea is the source of this 1040-nucleotide messenger RNA. RefSeq names its product homeobox-leucine zipper protein ATHB-12. The transcript has 3 exons. NCBI's taxonomy places the organism in Eukaryota, Viridiplantae, Streptophyta, Magnoliopsida, Myrtales, Myrtaceae. The coding region runs from base 57 to 770 and encodes 237 amino acids. Gene Ontology annotation, biological process: positive regulation of DNA-templated transcription. The record is from RefSeq and is a predicted model, not a curated record. Gene Ontology annotation, molecular function: sequence-specific DNA binding; DNA-binding transcription factor activity, RNA polymerase II-specific. Gene Ontology annotation, cellular component: nucleus.
UUACAUUAGAUUAGAUUAGACUCAAGCGAGCAGAGCAGCACCGUUUUCUUUUUAACAUGUUUAAUGCGGGAGAAUAUUCUGCUGCCGCCGCCGCCUUUGAAGGCAUGAACUCGCUCCCGAGCGCGAGGAAGAAGAAGAACAAGCUGGUGAACAAGAGAAGGUUCAGUGACGAACAGAUCAGGUCAUUGGAGUCCAUCUUCGAAUCCGAGUCGAGGCUAGAGCCUCGAAAGAAGAUGCAGCUCGCCAGGGAAUUGGGGCUUCAGCCCCGCCAGGUGGCCAUUUGGUUCCAGAACAAGAGAGCCCGAUGGAAGUCCAAGCAGCUGGAUCGUGACUUCGCCAUCCUUCGCGCCAACUACAACGCUCUCUAUUCCCGGUUCGAAUCUCUCAAGAAAGAGAAGCAAUCCCUUAUCACCCAGAUUGACAAACUCAACCGACUGAUUGAGAAGCCGCAAGAAGAUAGCCAGAGCUCCAGGCAUGAUUCGGCAACGAACAGCAUCGAUCGCGAAUCCGGCAAUGGGGAACCAAAGCAUGAAGAUAGCCAGCCUGCUGUAUUACCGGACAAAUCGGUGCGUUUGAUGGGAAUCCCAUGCGAGGAUGACUACUUUGGACUAGAAGGGGAGCAGAGCCUCCUAAACAUGGCCGAACCCGAUCCCGAACCUGCCCCUGCAGAUAGCUCCUUGACAUCACCGGAGCACUGGGGCAGCUUGGAGACCGAUGAUCUUCUCAACCAGUCGUCCGGAAGCUCGCAGUGGUGGGACUUCUGGUCUUGAAGGGACGGGGCUCUUUAGAAAAACAGAUUUACCCUCUUCAAAGCAUCUGAACCAACUCAAAAGACUCCAAACAAGCAUCAUCCCAAGAAAGAGGAGCAUGAAAAUCAAUUGACGAUCCCUGAAUAGUGGGAGUUUGCUGCUGCUGCAGCUAGGCGGUAAUUUAAAGAUGAUGUUGAGCACUGAACGAAUCACAGAACAAGCGAGAACCUCCCACCAACAUGUAUAUACAAAUGUCCAACACUCCUAUAAUAAGAGGAGGAUUUUUGUCCA